Messenger RNA from Athalia rosae (coleseed sawfly), 2308 nucleotides. RefSeq lists its product as uncharacterized. The record is from RefSeq and is a predicted model, not a curated record. NCBI's taxonomy places the organism in Eukaryota, Metazoa, Arthropoda, Insecta, Hymenoptera, Athaliidae. The transcript has 9 exons. Bases 311 to 1663 code for a protein of 450 amino acids.
CGUGUAUACGCCGGUCGCCCCUUCGGCGGCAGUAGCAGCCCGGCCACCACGCCGGCGAAUACUUAACACCGCGUGUACGUCUGUUGAAAAUAAUCACGAAAAGCUCGUGCAGUGCGGUGCUUCUUUGUCCCCUUCGACGAAGAUCCUCUGGCCUCGAUGACAUUUUACAAUAUUUCAAAGGUGUGCUUUUAUGGUGGAAAAUGCACGGACUGUACCCUCGAGCCAGCUCGCAACGUGCCCUCCAAGUUCACAGCUAGAAACCAGGUUGCCUCGAAGCUUUCGGAAAGUGAAGUGAUAAGACGAAGCAAGAAUGCCGGCGGAGGUGGCUGCCGUUGAGGUACCGGCGGAAGGUGCCGCCGGACACCCUGCCGAGGAUUCGGACGAACCGCCGGAGGCACAAGAUGCCGCGGGUGCCGCCGGAGGCACCGGGGGACGGGGCGGCCUCAUGAAACCUCUCGUAGUUCUCGCACUGCCCGGGAUGUAUUUGUUCUACAAAUACAGCCAGUACAGGCGCGAACAACGCGAACUAUCGCGACGAAGAGUCACCGAGAGGGAGUUGCAGCACCUGCACCAUAAAAUAGACAAACUGUUGACGAAACUUGAAGAAAAUGAGCCGGAGUUGGCGUCCUCCCAAGAAGACGAGUGCGUCAUAUGCGUGAACGCGAGAGCAUCGAUGCAAACAGCGCCAUGUGGACAUCGCGUAGUCUGCAGACGUUGUUUCGUAAAGACAAUACAAAUGGCCGUCUCUCAGCGGCUGUUACCACUGAGAUGUGUCAUAUGCAGAGCAAAGAUUCUACGUUUAAAGCAGACUUUGAUCCCUCGGGACUAUUCGAUGUCCGGGAAAUCUUGGGUCCUCCCGCAAAGCGCCUCGGCUUACAGCAUGGGGGCUUCCGUGGCAGGAAGUGCUGCUUCGGGACCUGGGGGACGAUGGGGUCCCGCCAGCGUACCUCCAUCGGCAUCGCUUUAUUCGAUGGCCAGUGGUUCUUCCUCUCUUUCAGGGGUGUCUUCCGUAUCUUCAGCCACUUCCGCGUCUACCAGUAGCUCGGGGAUUUCCACAGGGAAACCGAAUAGGCUUAGACAGCCAACAGGGGCAACGCUUCGCCGCUCCCAAACCCAAUCGAUGAAACUCCGAAUCCAGGAAUAUCAAGACCCUAUACAACAGGUCCCGGAGGAAGAUGAAAUAAUAAGAGAAAAUCGAGAAAGACGGUUACCUCCAAUCAAAGAGUUCCAACGAGAUUACCGCGCCGGUAAAGCAUCCACCAGGAUACGAUGUGCGCAGAAAAUAGUUACGCAGUUGGAAGCCUCGCCGUCACCCCGAAGUCCGCCAAAUGUACCAACGGGUACAGUUAUAACACCUCGUACCGCGGAUGUUGUUCCCCCAGUAUCGGCAAGAUCGUCGACAAAAUCAGGUAAAAAAUCACCGUCGUUACCCAAAACUCCGAUGACGGUCGCUCAGGAGGUUCAGAAAACUAAAAAAGAAAAGGAACGUGAGAAGGAAAGAGAGAAGGCGGAAAAGGCAAGGCAAAAAGAAGAGGAGAAGGCGGAAAAAGCGCGGCAAAAAGAGGCGAAAAAAAUGGCCAAAGAGGAGAAAAAAAGAGCAAAAAAAGAGGCAAAAGCCAGGCGAAAGGAGACGGAAGAAGCUCUGUUGAGAGACGACAAGUAACCUUGCUCCCGCUGACAACUAAAUAAGUAGAAAAAUAAUGCCUAGCAUGAUUUAGCCGAUAGCGAUAUCACGUGCGAUUAGCCAUAUGAAGAGAAGGGGGGGAGGGAAAAAAGAAGGGAGAGUGUAAGAAAUUGAGCCAUUUUUGACGUGUAACGAAUGUCAUCUCUGUUUUUCUGACGGGUGCUCAGAUUAACGGUUGAAAAGAUUCAAGAGCGCGUGUAAUUUUCAUGGACGCUUGAGCUUGGCGAGAAUGAAAUUUCGAGGUGCGACAAACAGAAAAAGGAAAAGGGAAUAAAAAAUGUAAUGAAUAAAAAUAAAAAAAAGACAUUCUGGGUAAUUGAGUGAGUCUACUUUGUUGCCGCGUAUGACUCCCUCAUUGUCCGAAGGGUUUUACUUGUGCCAACAACGAAUAGAACGUGGAAGGGACGUGAGAAAUUAUGAAAAUUUGUUGUCUUUUAUCGACCCGAUCAGUUGAGGCAACGCUGCUUCCGUGAUGAUCAAUUGAAUAUGAAUAUUAACGAAAUUGAGUCACCGAUAAGUUUAGGUAAAAUGAUAAUGAACACGCUAGGAUGAGAUUGUGCAGGAGAGCUAUGAGAAAAAUAAAAUAAUUGAAUAAGUUAUAUUAAAAAAAUAUUAUAAAUAAUA